Dermacentor andersoni is the source of this 1527-nucleotide messenger RNA. RefSeq lists its product as uncharacterized. Gene Ontology annotation, molecular function: sequence-specific DNA binding. The record is from RefSeq and is a predicted model, not a curated record. Lineage: Eukaryota; Metazoa; Arthropoda; Arachnida; Ixodida; Ixodidae.
UCCAAUCCGCUCACAGUUCUUGCGUUGUUUCGCGCGUCUAUCGGCCCAAGGUGCGUGUUGGUGUUGCAGUUCCGUACGUGCGACCAGAUCAACUGCGUGAGCUUUGAGAUUCCAACAUGACCUGGCAGAGGGUACAAAAAGGAGCUUCUCUCCUUCCAGCGCAACCUUAACGCCCGUACUACCGCUGUCGGACGUCUUAACCACGGUAGUUCAUCACCACGUCUGCGGCUAUUGCAUGCCGGCGUGCUUUCGAAGUACUUUCGGCAGGUGAGCGAUCGCGCCGCUACAGCGAAGAAAAAAACGAUUAACCAUGGGCAAGUGCUGCAUCCCGGGCUGUCGCAACUCGCGCGAGCGUAUACCGGGCCUCACGUUUCACCAAAUUCCGUCGAAUGAACCGUGGCGUACAAUGUGGAUGGAAGUACUCACCGAGAACGGUGUCAAGGCGUUCACCGAAUGGACUCUCGUUUGCGGCGAGCAUUUCACGCACGAAGACUACAAGAUGACAGCGCGCAAGAACUUCCUGCUGCCCUCGGCCGUGCCGUCCGUGUUCACGAUCAGGCCUUGCAGGAACGCGCCGAAGAAACGGGGUCGCAAGCCCAAGGCUUUGUUGCUGCACCAGCAGCAGCAGCAGUUCGCGACUCGAGCGGGUGCACCGCAAAGAGUGACAGUUCUGCGAUCUGUAGUCGCCGAGGACGCCGAUGCUGCGGAUGACGACGAAGACUACGACCCGAGGAGCGGCGGUAGCGGUGGCGUGCGCCGCACGGGCCGUCCGCGCAAACAGAAGGUGUUUACGGACAUGGUGGUCUACAUGCCCAAAACGGCGUCCGACCCGCCACAGGCCGAAAACGACGAGGAAGACGCCGGCGGUGAUAUGCAGACGAUCACCCUGACGUUUCCGCGCGAAGGCGAAGAUGGAGACGGUGCUUCGGAGGAGUACGGCGCGACGUCGUCUGCUGCGAAGUCGUCGGAUGUCGUGCAUCUCGAAGAGUUCUCGCAGCCUGCUGCCGCGGCGUCAGACGAGGCGGUGCAGCUUAGUGAGAGCGGCGACAAGCAGCCGCCAAAGAACCUGAACGUCAUCGUCUUCACCAAUCAACGGCGCCCGGCGUCGACUUCCGCUAGGACUCGAGCCGACGACCUCGGCACUGGAAGCGCGGAGGUCAACGAAUCCUCGUCGAAUUACCCGGGCCGGCCCAAGCGACGCUGCUGCCAGAUACAGACACAGCGGCUGCUGUUUUACAAGAGCGUAAUCACGAAGCUCAGGAAACGUGUCCUGGCCCUCGAGGACAGUUUGGCCGAGAAGGAAAAGGAACUGGCAGCUAUUGCAGCUCAAAAAGACCUUGAAAUGGUGUAGUAUAUAGUGACCAAUUUUAAGAAUGAAAAGGCAAUGACAACAUGGCCGUCAUCAUCGAUACUGUGCACACUAUUUUUGGUUUUCCAAGUGUGGCUCUUGAAUAAGGGAAUGCCACUUUAUGCAUAGGAUGGCCUGUUUAAUGUUCAAAAUAAAAAGUAUAGGUAUUUGCACAGAAA